Molecule: messenger RNA, 4233 nt
Organism: Antechinus flavipes (yellow-footed antechinus)
Lineage: Eukaryota; Metazoa; Chordata; Mammalia; Dasyuromorphia; Dasyuridae
Gene: VDR
Product: vitamin D receptor
Exons: 10
Coding region: 315-1577 (420 amino acids)
Biological process (GO): positive regulation of transcription by RNA polymerase II; multicellular organism development; negative regulation of transcription by RNA polymerase II
Cellular component (GO): nucleus
Molecular function (GO): nuclear receptor activity; vitamin D response element binding; zinc ion binding
Source: RefSeq, a predicted model, not a curated record
AGGCGCGAAGCAGUCUCUUGUCAAAAGGUUUCCUCGGAGGUUGAGCCGCUCUGAGAGGGCGCGUGCGGAGACCAGGUGUGGAGCAAGGACUCUGACGGGACGCAGAGCUUGGAUACUGGGACCAGUGCGGAGUUGAGAUUUUGAGAUCUCGGGGACCGAGAAAGAGGGUGUAUGUUCUUGCGAGUGUGUGAGUCCCUGGACCACUGUGCAAGGCUGGGAGAAUCUUCUUUGUCCAAGACAUUUUGGAAGAGAGUUAUUAUUAUUAUACCUCUCACAUCUAUUUUUGCUGUCUUGCUCCUCCAGGAACAGUGGAAAUGGCAGCUAGUACUUCCUUUCCUGAUCCUAGUUGUGGUGAUUUUGACCGAAAUGUACCUCGGAUCUGUGGGGUAUGCGGGGAUCGAGCUACUGGAUUCCACUUCAAUGCCAUGACUUGUGAAGGCUGCAAAGGUUUUUUCAGGAGGAGCAUGAAACGGAAGGCCCUAUUCACUUGUCCCUUCAAUGGUGACUGCCGCAUCACCAAAGACAAUCGGCGUCAUUGCCAAGCCUGCCGACUGAAACGUUGUGUGGACAUCGGCAUGAUGAAAGAAUUCAUCUUGACAGAUGAAGAGGUCCAAAGAAAACGGGAAAUGAUCUUGAAACGAAAGGAGGAAGAGGCACUGAGAGAUAGUAUGAGACCCAAGCUUUCUGAAGAGCAACAGCACAUCAUCACCACCCUAUUGGAUGCUCACCACAAGACCUAUGACCCUACUUAUUCAGACUUCAGCCAAUUCCGGCCUCCAGUACGAGGGAGUGAUGGAGGGAUCCAUCUCGCGAAAUCUUCCUCGGAACAUACACCCAGUUUUUCAGGGGAUUCCUUGUCUUCAGAUUCCUACCUAACUUCUCCAGACACGAUGGAGCCCUUUUCCAACCUGGUGCUAAAUGAGGAUUCUGAGGAUCCCUCUGUGACCUUGGACCUGUCGCAGCUCUCCAUGCUACCCCACCUGGCUGAUCUGGUCAGUUAUAGCAUCCAGAAGGUUAUUGGCUUUGCCAAGAUGAUUCCAGGAUUCCGAGACCUCACCUCUGAGGACCAAAUUGUGUUGCUCAAAUCGAGUGCUAUAGAAGUGAUCAUGCUUCGCUCCAACCAAUCCUUCACCAUGGAUGACAUGUCUUGGACCUGUGGGAGCCAAGACUAUAAGUACCGUGUCAGUGAUGUUGCCAAAGCUGGACACAGCCUGGAACUAAUUGAACCACUUAUCAAGUUCCAGGUUGGGUUGAAGAAACUGAACCUGCAUGAAGAAGAACAUGUCUUACUCAUGGCUAUCUGCAUUGUGUCCCCAGACCGGCCUGGAGUGCAGGAUGCAGCACUCAUUGAGGCCAUCCAAGACCGGCUGUCCAACACGCUGCAGACCUACAUUCGCUGCCGCCACCCUCCACCGGGUAGUCACCUGCUCUAUGCUAAGAUGAUCCAGAAAUUAGCAGACCUGCGCAGUCUCAAUGAGGAACACUCAAAGCAGUACCGCUGCCUGUCCUUCCAACCAGAGCACAGCAUGAAGCUCACUCCCCUCGUACUCGAGGUGUUUGGCAAUGAGAUCUCAUGACCGGAUCAGCCAAUGCUAGUACCUGGGUAGGAGGCACACUCCAAGGGGGUGGUACAAAUGGGCACCCAGCUCCAAAAUCCUUUGACUACUUGCUGCUGAGCAGCACUCCCUACCCCUUUGGAGCUCAGCCUCCUCCUUGCCUUCCUUCUCUCCCCUUACCAUACCCCAGGUCAAUCCUUUUUCCUGUCCAACCUGUGUGUCAAGGGUCCCAAGACCUCUCCUCACCCCACACCCUUUUGAAGGUUUUCCAGUUCCUUUGGAUCUCAGUUAAGAGGCACUGUUUAUUUGAUAAGGCAACUCAAAGGAAUCAGAGAUUGGAGGGCAAGAGCCUGAAUGUUAAGGCUUCUUCUCUGUAUCUAUAUGGCAGCCAGAAGGUAUUAUGAGAUCAUCUAUAUCAUAUGUCCAUUCCUCAGGGAUAGAGACAUCUGUAACUCCAAAACACUUGAGUCCUAGAGGAGUCCUUCAGCCCUUCCCCAUCCCCAAAGAUAAAUAAUCUGCUUUUAUAUAUGCAUUUUCUUGGCCAGCCUAUCCCACUUAGGAACUAUGUAGUAGAGCUGGAUUUAGAGAAUCCAGGCAGAUGAGCAAAGGACUGGGACAUUCUCUACAAUGGUUUUCCAGAAAUAUGGUGACUGUGGUGAUCGUUACAUACCUUUCCAACCUUUCCACAUCUCCUUCCUGGCUUUUCAGUGACCACACUAUUUCUGUGCUACUAUAGUAAAUGCUUCCAAAGCCUCUUCAAUAGAGUUGUAGUAAACAGACUCCUUGACUGAGUUUGGAAUCCAGUCAGCUGCAUCUUCAUUCAUAGAAUGGGGACAGCCAUCACCUAACUCACCUGCUAAGAGGAUUACAUGAAAAACAAAAGCUAAAAUGGGGAAAGCAAGAAAAAGGAAAUCCAUCUCUUAUCUUCUGUAUCAACUCCAAAAAAUGUUAAUAGUAGAAGGGGAAGGGGAGAGGGAGAAGGAGGACACACACAGCUAGCCUUCUAAGCUUUCAGUCUCUUCCUGGAUUUCAGAGACUGAGAUGUAUGACAAAACACAGAAAGUUCCUUCAAGCAGAAAGCAUCAUUCCAUACUCUGACCCCUAUCUCAACAGUGUUUUACUUCCAUUCCAGAAGACACUCUGAGAUUCUUUUUCAUCCUGUUUCCCAUCUCUCCAGCAUCUGCCUUCUUUCAUCCCCUCAGUUGGAAAAUUAGGAAGUCUUCUUUCUCAGUGAAUAAGGAAAAGAAAAAAGCUGCAAAAGUUGGCUCCCUUUCUCAAAACAACUCUAUUCCCAGAAUAGAGGCCUUCACUCACCUAACACCUCAAAACAUCCUCCUCUAAGAGUGAACCCCAGAACCAAAGUCACAUUCUCCUUUCCAUUGACUGAAAUUCUGCUGCUAUAAAAAUGUUACCCAUGUAGUGCUAAAAAAUAUUCAAAGGGGCCUGGUGCCUCCUACCCUAGGAGUGAGAGUAAUACGAGAGAAUAAUAGCUAUAGUUCUCUGCUUUAUUUCCAUACCUUGGGCAAAAAGAAAGUCUAAAGUGAUCCUGCUUUCUGCAUGGUACAGAACUUCAAAUACAUGUAUGAAUGAGUGACAAAACACUAAGCAGAGAAUAGGUUACUCAAGAAUGGACUCAUUCAUGAGAGGUUUUGGUUGGAGAGGGUUUAAUUGAUAUGGAAGGAACUUGGGGUAAAGCCUUAUUCUGCAGCAAUAUCUUUCUAUGGAAGGAGUUUUUUAUGUUUUUAUGUCAUGGACCCCUGGGGUAGUCUAGUGAAGCCUUCUCAGAAUAUUAUUUGUAAAUACAUAAAUACAUUAGAUUACAAAGGAAGCCAAUUAUAUUAAAAUAUAAUUAUCUAUAUAUAUUUUUUAAAAUUUCACACAUCCUAUAUUAAGAAUCCCUGUUCUAUAUGAAUUCCUCAGUAUAAAUAGUUACUAGACCACUAUUUAGUCUAGUAACUAGACUACAUAGCUACUAUGUAGUCUACUCAUAGUUACAUAGAGGAUGUAUGUAAAUAGAUAAUUUAUGUUCAUAGAAACAAUUCUAAAGAUUGGUCAGAACUCUUCUGAGACCACCCGGAAGAGAAACAGCCUUUUCCUUUUUUUGCUUUUAAAAAAACAUUUCUUAGUAUCUCUGACUAGAAUUAGAGAAUAUUAGAGCAAGAAGAAUCUUUAAAAGUCAUCCCUCAACACCCUCAUUUUAAAGAUGAAAAAACCAAAGCCCAGACUGGCAACUUCCUUAGGAUCACACAAUCUGUUGGGACUAAGAUCAGAGACUAAGACCCAAGACUGACACACAAACUGUUGGUGAAGGAAUUGGAGUGGAAGUCAGGGGUUUUCCCUUAAAUAAAAAGUUGAAGAAGCCCUAUUCCCUAAUUUAAGUCGGGGCAGAGAUAAAUGCUCCAGCUCUUGGUCCCUUUCCUCAAGUCAACUUCCAAUCUAGUACUUUCUUUUUAACAUUAUAUUACAUUGCAAUCCAAAUAUAAUUUUUCAGUUUGUUCAGUGCCUCUAGGACCUUGCACUUUAGAAAGAAGUCUUGUUCAAAUAAUUCUUCCUUCUUGGCUGUUUCCUUGUUGUGACAAGAUAGUAAACUGGACUCUACUCUGACCCUGGCUUCAUGAGCCGCUGUUGUCUAUAUGAUACUAUUGCUUUAUCAAUAAAGUGUUAUGUCUCCACCUUC